This is a messenger RNA of Aspergillus caelatus, 801 nucleotides long. RefSeq lists its product as uncharacterized. The coding region runs from base 1 to 801 and encodes 266 amino acids. Lineage: Eukaryota; Fungi; Ascomycota; Eurotiomycetes; Eurotiales; Aspergillaceae. The record is from RefSeq and is a predicted model, not a curated record. The transcript has a single exon.
AUGGCGUCUUCCGUACCACUAAAGAGGUAUCGACUGGCAUUUUCAGUUUGGUUCUGCCAUGUGUGCCACCUUGUUUUCCCGCGCAAUGAUACGUAUUCGCCCAUCGACUACUUCUCUCCCAUACUGGGUCUUCAAAACGCCAAAGCCGCCUGGCCUCAGGGAGUUAUGAUAUACUGGAAGCUAGAGGAGGUGGACCAAGACACACGCCUUCAGCAGGGUUACUUCCCACCGCGUGAGCUCCAGUACUAUGCAGGCGGCGAAUACCAUACGCGGGAUCAAGCACCAUCCGACCCAUUCAUCUACUAUCAUUUCCCCAUCAGUCUGCGUAAUUUUACCUCGGGCCAAUGGCGAUAUUCCUGUCGUUUCGGAUUCGCGCAGAAUUGUACUGGUCCGCAGUCCUCAGGCGAGAGAUGGCUUUUAUCCCAGCCACGCAAAGAGGUCAUCUUUCGAAGUGCUGCCGGUGGAAGGGCCGUUGACCUCCUUGACCGCCGGGAGGAUCGCUUUGGUGAACCGGUUACUUUUGAAAUUAUGGACUGGACGAGGACGUUAUGGACACAUUCUGAUACGUGUCCGAUAUUGAAUGAAACCGCGCUCAGACCCAAUCCGUGUGCACUGCAGUUGAAUCAGACAGUUGUUGAUGAUAUCACUGCUGCGAUAGAAACGGAGAAGGGAUGUAAAGCUGGAAGUUUGGCCAAUGUUACAGAUGUAUGUGAAAGCGGCGCGAAGAGAUCUGGCUCUUUGGGGAUGUUCUCGUUGCAAAUGGGUACUUUUUGGAUUCUUCUCACUGUAUUACUCUUUUGA